Molecule: messenger RNA, 7231 nt
Organism: Xiphophorus maculatus (southern platyfish)
Lineage: Eukaryota; Metazoa; Chordata; Actinopteri; Cyprinodontiformes; Poeciliidae
Gene: mideasb
Product: ELM2 and Myb/SANT domain containing 1
Exons: 14
Coding region: 980-4165 (1061 amino acids)
Biological process (GO): negative regulation of DNA-templated transcription; regulation of transcription by RNA polymerase II
Cellular component (GO): histone deacetylase complex; transcription regulator complex
Molecular function (GO): transcription corepressor activity
Source: RefSeq, a predicted model, not a curated record
UCCUUCAUCCCCGCGGUCCUCCCUCGUGUGUUGGAAUUUCCCGCAUGGACCGAGAGGGAUCUUGCUCCGUAAAUUACAGCGCCUUCGCGUGUCAGAGGAAGAGCCUUUUAUGGGCAGGGAAGUGGGCGGGGCCACGGAGCAGGCGGCGGGCAGAGAGGAGGUGGCAAUCACUAGACAGCCAGAGAAGCGCAGUCGAUGCGCGGCAGCAGCAGGCCGCGUCCUCCUUCUUCUUCUUCUUUUUUUUUUUUAAAGCCUUUUCGUGCAUUCACAGUGCAAUAAUGUGCAACAAACAGCGGCUGCAUUGCGCUUCUGUUCUUGCGCAUUAGCACGUUUGUGUUUACGCUCCCACGUCAAAAUCCCCCUCCGCCCCCUCACCUCCCUCCCAUCCCUCCUCACUUGUUUUCUUCUUCUUAGCUGGGGGCACCGAAGGGAAGGGAAAGGGGGGGCGGCGGGGGGGGGGGGAGAAGUCCAAAUGCGUGAGGUCAGCAGCGUAGCGUGAGUCAACCUCGGGGAUGUGUGCAGUCAUCAUCGCGGGCCUGCUGCUGCCGCCGCCGCCGCCGCCGCUGCUGCUGGCCGCACGAGAGAGCUACCCAGCGCGGCUGAGCAGCUCCUCGCACUUUGCCUUGGCGGGAAAACGAGCGCUUUCUCUUCUGCUGCGCGUCUCACAAAGCUGUUAGGAGUUUGAUAAGGGCGUUGGAGCUCCAAGUGUGCCAGUCGAUGAUGAACUUCGCCUCUGAGUGUUUGUGCGAAACAGCUCAACAUGAACACAGUGCGGUGAUAACUGGGUGUCGCCCAUGAAUGAGAAAAACACAGAGACUUCUUCAGAUCGUUUCACCCCCGACUGGAGAUUGUGAAGAACUUCAAAGGGAUUUUUUUUUAUUUUUUUUUUACUGUGAAUAAGAAAAAAAGACUUUGUUUUAAGUCAAAAGAACAUUCUGCAUAGGCCUGGGUUGGAGUGGUUCCCUGCUUCAGCCCAUUCAUGCUCGUCAUGAGCGUACCAGCCCAGCAGAAACCCAGCGCCAAGAGAACGGGGAAACGCAUCACGUUUUUCGGCGACCAACCAGGAGACCUGAUGAAGGAGACGUCGCAGCAUCCCGACGGGGCGUACUUCGUCCCCGGCGGCACCGCCGCCGCCUCGGAGUCCGGACAAAGCGAGGCGGCGAGUACAGUGACCUCCAACCCUGAGGCUCCUCACAUGUACUUCAACUCUGUGAUCUUCAGCCCAGAUAAAGGUGACCAGAACAGGGGCCACUAUCAGCAGACAGUGCCGAUGAAGUGGGCUCACCCGGAGCCCGGUCAGCAGCAGCAGCAGCAGAGAGCUGCCUCCUGGACUGCCAUGCCUAGCUGGGCGCCGGCUUUUCCGAAUCUCACAAGGACCCAGAAUGCGUUUGUGAAGGCGAUGCACGAGACUCCCCCCGGCUUGCAGCUGCAUCAGCAGCCAACCAACGCUGUGAAGUCUCGAGCUCUGGAGUGGGAGCAGCAGCAGCAGACAUCCCAAAUCUUUCAGGAGACGAUGAAACCAGGGGCGCUGAACGCUCAGCAGCAGAGCACCCCCCACCCCGGAGGAAGCUCCGUCUUGCAGUCCUUCCAGCUGGCCUUCGGUCAGCCCAAACAGCACCUGCCCGCUUAUUACCAGACCUUCCAAGGGAGCAGGAACACACUACCGAACCCGCCGAACUACUCGAAUUCGAAGCAGUCUUCGCUGCAUCUUCAGCAGCUGCAGAAUCAAGAGCAAAUGCAACGGCAGCAGCAGCAGCAUGUCAUCCAGCAGCAAAUUCAACAGCAUCAGCAAAUCAUCCGGCAUCCGCAUGUCCAGUUACAGCAGCAGCAGUUACACCAUGAGCAGCAACAACAGCAACAAAAGAUGCAACAACAGCGGCAACAGCUCCAGAUUCAGCAGCAAAUGCAACAUCAGCAGUCGCAACAACAAAACCCCCAUGUGCUAGACUGUUUCUCUGCGGCACAAAACGCACACCCGCAGCCCGUGGUCGUGCACUCGCAGGAGUCCACCGCUCCGGCUCCGCCGAAGAUCCAGGAGCCGCUGAUCCAGGACAUCACGCCAGAACCCCAGCAGCAGCCGUCCGAUCCUCUGCAGGCCCCCCCACCGCCCGAGCCGUCGUCGCAAUCGCAGGCGCAGCUCCGCAGAUCUCGCCGGUUGUCCAAGGAAGGCGGUGCGCCGUCUGACAACCCUUUCCUUUGCGGGCCCUCGGAUCAGUCGGGCCCGGAGAACGGGGCCCGUGACGUCCAGGCGGCGCCCACGGGGGUCAUCCAGAGCACUCGCAGGAAGCGCCGGGUGUCCCAGGAGGUCAACCUGGAGAUGCUCGCUCAAGAGGCUUCUGAGAGGAAGUCUCCUUCACUAAGCAAGGAGCCUCACAGGCCGUGGAGUCCCGCCGAACCGGAGAGCAUGAACGCCAAGCGGCCCCGAGACGACAGCCUCCUUCCGCUCGUCAUCCCCGUGUCCGUCCCCGUUCGGAGACAGGACCCCUCGUCUCCGGAUAGGGAUGGAGCAGCCGUGGCAACCAGCUGGCCUCACCGGCCUCCCAACCACCAGGACCUCGGGCGAGCCGAUCACAAACCCUCGGUCAUCGUCACCCGCAGACGCUCGCUCCGAAACUCCUUAUCAGAAAGUUCAGAGCAGAAUGACGGCACGGAGGGAGAGAGGGACGACGACGGCAGGAAGUCCAAACGGCGUCCCCGACCGGAGCCUCUCUUCAUCCCGCCGCCCAAACCGAGUUUAUUCAUCGCCCCGCCCGUCUACUCCAGCAUCACGCCCUACCAGAGCCACCUUCGCUCCCCCGUUCGCCUCGCCGACAACCCGAUCACGAUGCCCCCAUACACGCCUCCGCCGAUCCUCAGCCCCGUUCGGGAGGGCUCGGGCCUCUACUUCUCCACCUUCCUCUCGUCGGCUGCAGCCAGUGGUCCGGGCCUGCCCCCUCCUGCGACUCCCAAGUCAGCCACUCGCAGCUUGUUGCGUUCCAACAGCUGCGACAUCACGCCACCGGUGCUGUCCGCCAUGAGUGAGACCACGCCGGUCAGCAUCGAGCCACGAAUUAAUAUCGGGUCGCGGUACCAAGCGGAGGUGCCGGAGCUGAGGCAGAGGUCAGCUGUCGAACUGGAUCGCCAUCGAGCCGAACUGGUUUGGGCUCCACCGUCCGAACUGGAGGGGAAACCAGACUUCCAGGACAAGGUGGAAGACCUCAUGCACCUGGCCUGUUCCAGUGUUUUAUACGGAGGAGGCACCAACCAGGAGUUAGCACUCCAUUGUUUAUACGAGUCCAAAGGGGACAUAAUGGAUGCUCUGUCUCUGCUGAUGCUGAGGGAUCCAAUCUUCCCAAAGACACAUCAUCUGUCCAGCUACCACUACUCGGGAUCAGACAGCUGGACGGCAGCUGAGAGGCGUCUGUUCAACAAAGGCAUGGCCACGUGUAAGAAGGACUUUUUCAUGGUGCAAAAGCAGGUGACGACCAAGACCGUGGCGCAGUGCGUGGAGUUCUACUACACGUACAAGAAACACGUGAAGAUCGGCCGCAACGGAGCGCUAAUUUACGGCGAGAACGAGCCUCCGGAGAGCAGGACGGCAGAGGAGGAGCAGGACCACAAGGCCGCUCAAAGGCUGGAGCCGCAGCAGCAGGAGGAGGACAGCAGGAAGUGGGAUGGUUCAGCUGACAGGAAACAGGAUGUCUGUCCCACCAGGGUGACACACACGCUGCCGUCCACUGAGAAUCUUGCAACAGUCCUCAUUAUGAAGAGCCAGGCGGAGGUGGGAAAGGAGCAGCCGGUGUCCAGGGUCAUCCACCACGCCCAGCCGCCCCAGACCAAACCGCGCUUCGACGGCAACGCGCGCCGGCCGAGCCCCCCGUCGGGCAACAAGGCCUCCGCGGGGCAGGAGGGCGAGUUCCCCUGCAAGAAGUGUGGCAGGAUUUUCUACAAGGUGAAGAGCCGCAGCGCCCAUAUGAAGAGCCACGCGGAGCAGGAGAAGAAGGCGGCGGCACUGCGACAGAAGGAGGCAGAGGAGCGCGCCGCGGCGAGGGCGGCAGCCGAGGCCGCCGCCGCCGCCAUGGCCGCGCGGCAUCAGAACGGAACGCGGCAGGCGGUCGGCGACAGCGCCAACGACGACUCCUCCGGCGGCGAGGACAGCGACGACGACGACGACUGGCAGAAUUAGGGCGGAGGCAGAGACCCUCUGCACCCCUCCUUUUUUUUUCUGUUUUUUUUUUUUUUUACAAACCGCCGUUGCUCGACGACGUCGGUGACGAUCACCGCUCAAACUUCAGCGAGCGUCCGGAUUUGUUGGGUUCUUCCCAAAGCUCCCCUUUACUCAGCUUUUCCAAGAGUUGUACCUCUCUUGCUCACAGGGCUCGGUGAAAUCAAAGCCAUGCGUCGUCCUGUUGGAUUCCCAGCCGCCGCCGCCGCCGCCUUCCUCCGCACUUUGAGUCCCGCUUUGCUCCGACAGGCGCGUUGGACCUCCCCUUCCGUCUUCUGUUUUCCUUUCACCUUCAGCUCCUCUUCGGACCUCAGUCGACCAAUAUCCGAUCGUCGAGGAUGAAGUGGGAAAGGAAGGCUGCUUCCUCGGACAGACGGAUGGAUGGCAUGUUCGGACUGUUGUUGUCGCCGCUCCUCUGCACUAACAGCUGCCAAAAGUGUUUUUUGAAGCAUGAAAUGGGUUCUGUCUGUUUAUCCGGGCUUUUGGUUCUGUGAAUCCCCCGUCGUCAAACCCCCUUUUUUUUAUUUUUUUUAUUUUUUUUAAUAAAACCUGCUCUGUUCCUCACUGUUUUAUGCCUUGGAUGUUAUGACAGUUUCAUUUGAAAAUGACAAUCAAUUUUACACUGUUGGUGUUUUUUAUGGACGUGUACAAUAAGCAGGUCGACUUUUUUCUCCCAUCUCCCCCACCCCUUUUUCUCUGUAGUUCUAUGUGGUUCUUGUUGUUUUUGUGAAGAUUGUUAUUAUUAAUAUUAUUAUUAUUAUUAACAUUAUUAUUAUUCUAGUUUUGGCUGCAGUUUUGUCGAGCCCUUUUUUUUUUAAAAGCUUUUCUUUUCUUUGUUUUUAUUUAAACAAAAACAAUUGCUCCUUGCUACCUGUUUAUAACUGUGUUUUUUGUUGUUGUUGUUGUUGUUUUGUUUUUUAAAUAACUAUUUUUUUUUCUUUCAUUGGGAGCCAAGAAAUGAAGAAACGGCAGAAGCGUAUGUGCAAUAGAACAAGUUAUCCCCUCUCACUUCCCAGCACGGUGUUCUCUGUCAGCUCAGAAGCAGCUGCUCUGGAUGCCUCGCUGUCAGCUCCGUUACUGAUGGCGGGUUCUGACUGGGACCGUUCAGAACCGCAGGUCUCCACGGACACGAGCGACACGACAACCGGCUCAGUCCAAACCUAAAACCGCGUUCCAGUAUUUACGGCAUGACAUUGGCUUUCACAAUGUGUGCUUCUUUUUUUUUUUGUUCUUAAUUGUAGGCGAGAUGUAGGCACGAGCCGGUCUGUCGGUAUAGAUACCUCAGUAUGGCAGUAUUUACACAAGAAAAACUUUAGACUGUAAUGUAUAAUGUGUUUGAAACAAAUUUCUAAUAUCUCGUUUAACAUUAGCUCAUCUUUAUUUUGAUUCGGAUAGACAGACAUGGGCAACAAAGAAAUAAAGGUCUGCUAGUUUUCAAGUAAACGCCACAUGGAUGGGAACAUAUGGGAGCCGUCUGUCAGUAAACCAUUUACUUUCAUCAACAGCCGAGCUUUUUGGAAAAGUAGUGAUUUGUAGUAAUUAAUCAGAUUUUUACUCUGAACUAACGGUUCUGCCUCCUGCUUUCUACCUCAGCUUUGUAGCCGUUCCACAGACUGUUAACAGUAAGAACAUUUCAUCAGAAAAUAAAUUGUAGUCCUUAUUUUCUUUAGUCCCAUCUAAUCUGAGCUCAGAUUUGAAACAUGAAUAAAAAGUGAUAUGAAUUUGACUUUUUUUAAAUUUUUUGAUGGAACUUUUCCAUUGUUCUUGCCACGGAUUUAGAUAUUGAUAUUAACCUGCUUUUUUUUCUCUCUUUUUUUUUUUGUUAUUUCUGAUAAAAUCUCAAGCGUUCCUUACAACGGCUCGUUUUCCACGCUCUCUAAAAGCCUGUUGAUGGCAGGAAAUCAUUUACUGACUAACAGUAGAUUCUGAUCUAGACGGCUGAACUAAAAUCUCUGUUGGCUCUUAACAUUUUAACAUUAGAACGUGUCGAUUGCCAAGACUAGAUCUCUACUAACAUGGAGAUAAAUCUGUGUCUGCCUUUGGAUUUUUUUUGCUCUGAGAUUCCAGAUUUGGCUGAAAAAGCUGUUUAGAUGACAAUUCGUCAUCCCCCCCCCCCCAGUUAUUAUUAUUGCAUUGUCUUUUAGAUGCCGAUAUGAAGACAAAGUUUUCAUUUUUCUAAGCAGACUGUUUGCAUCUGUGAUUCCUCUCUUCCCGUUUACCUGAUACGAGGCACUGAGUUGGACCAUUGUAACCGUGACUCAUCUGUUGCUGCAUAUCCCAGUGUUAAGCCCUUUAGCCCGGAGCCGCCGAAGCAACAAAUAGGUGAAAGGGUUGUUUUCCUUUAAAGGACAAACUGGAGGAAGGGAGGAACGUUGAGUGGGGAAAGAGACAAAAACAAGCAGAAUCAGCUCUGCUUACUCUACAAGUUCCAAUCUGGGUCUAUGCACAGGCUGUGUGUGUGAGUGUGUGUUUAAAGCAUCCUGUUAGCAGUGUGUGUGUGAGUUCUGUGAGGUCAAAUGUUCGACUGCCGUACCAGUCACAAACAAACAAACAAGAAAAAAAAGGGUUUCUGCAGACUGUUCACGUUUGGGAUGUUAAUUUAUAUCUCCUUUUUAUUUGGGCUCGUCUCGAGGUUCUUGUUUGGGUUUCGGGUGGGGCGGGGAGCGACGUUGCAAAAAAAAAAAACAAAACAAGAAAAGGUUUCGAAGACGAAUUUUUACGGAUGGAAGUGGAGGCCACAGACACUUCUCGUUUCGUCCGUCUGGUCGAGGGGAAAAAAAUAAAAUUUCCGAAGAAAAUGUUUAUUUAGCUAAAGAUUGGAAAUAUAUAAUAUGAACGGAAUUCUAUGUUUGCAUACUUUUUAUGCUAUUUUCGUAUAGGGUUCACACUAAUGAUAAAAUCAGAAAGGAAUCUCAAGUGCUUUUUACUACGGUGUAACUUAUUUGUGUUGAUUUGAUUUUUACCACCUGUGUUUUUGGUAAUGAUUUAUGGAAGCACUGUAUAUUAAAGGUUCAAAACAUUCUCCGA